This is a messenger RNA of Orcinus orca (killer whale), 15917 nucleotides long. RefSeq names its product TEA domain transcription factor 1 (gene TEAD1). NCBI's taxonomy places the organism in Eukaryota, Metazoa, Chordata, Mammalia, Artiodactyla, Delphinidae. Gene Ontology annotation, biological process: regulation of transcription by RNA polymerase II; hippo signaling; embryonic organ development. Gene Ontology annotation, molecular function: DNA-binding transcription factor activity, RNA polymerase II-specific; RNA polymerase II cis-regulatory region sequence-specific DNA binding. Gene Ontology annotation, cellular component: transcription regulator complex. The record is from RefSeq and is a predicted model, not a curated record. The transcript is spliced from 9 exons. Bases 6968 to 7921 code for a protein of 317 amino acids.
CCCAUGCUGGUUUCAUGUGUUAUCUUCCAUCUCCCCCUGUUCCCUAGUUUAUCCCCUCAUUGGAAUCUGCAGUUGAGCAGUGAGAGGCAGCAGCCUGUCUGAGAAGACUUUGUGUGGUACAGACUGAGGCCUGGCCUGCAACUAGACAUGAUUCUGUACCUUGAAUUAUUUCACUCACCAUUAAUUCAUCAAAAGGUCUUUAACUGUUUUUGCUUUUUUUUUUAAGCUCCAUGGAUUUAUUAUCCCAGCAUGUAGAAAGACUGCAGAAAUGUUCUCUGUGCGCUAUAAACAGUCUCUUCUUUCCUACUCAGAGUUCCUACUUAGAGUUUCCUGCUCUGAGUCUCUGUAUGUUCGUUUGUCCUGGGAGGUUGUCCAGUCCCCGCCCAGAGGCCUCCUUUCCCUGAUAGCAGCAAAAAGGUGGUCCUUUACUUGCUGGCUUCAGAGGCCUGUGAGAGCCACAGCCAAGCUCUGCAGGCCACCACCACACUGUGGACUGUCCUCAUCGUUGUGGACUGUCCUCAUCUUCCCCUGAAGGUGGACCAGGCCGCUUCUGGUUUGGGGUGUGUUUUGGUGAGUGCAUGAGUCCAGACAGUGCUAAGAGUAAAGGAAGUCUUUGUUCUGCCCUAACCUCAGCAGGAAUACAUCUUAGGCAAUAGACAUAUUCAUGUCAAGCUCUGGAUUGUAUUGAAGAAAAGCCUGUACUUGCUGACAUUGCAUCAUCCCAGUAGAGCAGAAAAAAGCCUGAGCUUCUCUGAUUGUGUCCAGUCGUUGGUGACUAAUUUACGAGCUCCAUGUGCUCCCCGGGGCCAUUUUCUUCGUUCUCGCCCUGGUGGCCUUUGUGAUUUGAUUUCUGAGCAGGCCAUUCUUUCCAACCUGCCAUUCCUUCCAGUAAGCAGAGAGCUUAAAGUUCAAAUUGUUGAUUUAAUUCUCUUGAGGAGUUCAAGAACUUUGCUGUGGCUUUGCUGCAUCUACACUGCUGAAUCCUGGCUGUGUCACCACUGAUUCUAUCCAGGAAUGGGCCUGUCCACGGGGAAGACACGCUGCACUUCAUCCAGUGGUGCUCCCCAUGGCCUUCUGAGCCACUUUGCUCGUUCAGGCGUUGACUGUUAACAGUACACAAGGCAAAAGAAGCCCGAAACAACCACCUCCUUUGUCUCAAUGCCAGCACCAAGGCACUUGGCCUUGCUGCAGGAUUUGGGAAAUGAUACACCGCCUUUCCUGGCAUCUCCCAAACUUCAAGGAGUUCUUUUGCAUUCAUGACAUGUACUCUUUCUCCUCAGCAAUAUUUUCAUUACCUUUUUUUAAAUUUAGCUGGGUUAAAACCAAAACUGGAGGCAGUUAAGUUCUUGUGCUUGGAUGUGGUGGAAUUAGAACCUCUCAUCAACGGUGUGAUGAUACAGAACUUACAGUGUAAACUAGGAGACUGAAUACAUUUACCUUUCUAUGUCAGCUGAGCCAGGUCUGGAUUUUCUCUUUAAAGACAACAGAAACAGCCUCAUUCUACAUUUUUAUCCCUUCCUAGGGAAAUCCCAUUGUUAACUGGCCUCCAAUAUAAACAGUGCUCAAUCACAUUGAGCCCAGAGGUAUGUACUCAGGACCAGGGCUCCUAAGCAUUUCAGCUCUCCAGUGACUUGAGCCUGGAUGGUCGGUCAUGUGGGCCCCAUAGAUGGCACGUCCACAGAAUGGCGAGGCUGUGGGCACUGUGUGCUCAGAGUGGUUGAUGUGGUUCUCAAAGCACUCUUGAAGGUGAGUGUUGUCGUCACUUUGCAAGUGAGGAUGCAGAGGCUUGCAGUGGCUAAGGGGCUCACCCAGGGUCACCAGUCUGAACUGGAUCCCAGGGCUAUCUGGCACCACAGCCCAAGCAAGCUGUGUUGUCAUGCUGCCUCCUUACAGAGUGCUCGCUGGUAGAGGAUGAGGGCUCAUUGCCCUAACUCGAGAUGCUUUUGCAUCGUCUCCCUCAACCGAGCCCUGUUUUCAUUGUGUCUGCCUGUUCGAAUGAAACAGAGAAGAUGAGUGGUGGGAGCUGGUACUUUCUGGCUUUUCAAGGGAGAUUUGCCUCCUGCCUCUUACUGUCCCUCACGGAGAAAGGGGCUAAAGUUAGUGGGUGCCUUCUCCCCAACACCCAGACCUGGCAUUAGCAGACCUAAAUCCCAGGCUUCCUGGUAGAGAGUCAUCAGGCACACCUACAAAUCACAGAUCCUUGUCUGCAGUCCUUUAUGAUGCUGAGCCCCAGAUGAGAAUUAAAGGAAACACUAUUGACAAUUAUAAACUACUAAAUAUAGAACAGUACAUUUAAAAAUGGACAAUGGUAAAAGCCUUGAAAAAUUUUUCUUUGAUGUGAAUGGAGUUUUUGGCAUUUGGAAAUACAAUAAGAUGAAUUAAUUGCUACUCAUUACAUGUCAAGUCAGGAGAAGCAUGAAUGGGCCUUCUCUCCUUGGCAUUAGCCAUUGCCCGCCUGAAAUAGGCCCUUUUGUAUUUACUCCUGCUUUCUCUAAUAAUAAGCAAAUUAGAGAUCAUGGCUAGAAAAAUUCAAGUGCCCUCCAUCCUUUCUCCAAGCCAUCAUAGACUCUUAUGAUGUUUAUCUGCUUAAGGGCUACUGCUAAUAAUUGCAGAGGUCAUGUGAAUCCACAUAGUGCAAGAUUAGAAACAACAUCUGCAAAAUUACUUCUUAGGAAAGUAUUGUUUUGUCUUUUUCUGAAAAAGUGAUUUUGCAAGCAAAUUGCUAUCUUUCCUCUCAUGUGCUAUAUUUUUAUAUUGCUGAGAGAAGUAUAUUUGGAGAAGAACACUUAAUAGCUAUCCGAAGUUUUUGUAUCCAUGGUCUUUUUUAUUUUUGACUGUACAUAUUUUUCCUGAUGUAUUGGUGGGCUUCCAUAUGAAGAAAUUAGAUUGGAGUCUUUAAAUUCUGAAAUGAUGGCCCCUGAAUAAGCAGGAGUAUAUUGAUUUAGUAUGCUGUUCAUUCAGAUUUCAUAUGUAGCCACUAUAAUAUAGUACAUGCGAGCAUGCGCCAUUUUAUAUUAUCUUUAAAAUGUGUUUAUGAUUAAUGCCUAAAAAUUAUGAGAUAAUUGAUUCCCCAGAAUAUUUAAAAGCUGAGAAAACAGAGGGGGGAACAAGAGUCCCCUACUUUCCAGAGACUGAUUCAUAAAAUCUCCCUGAGUUUGAAGAGCGCACCACUCCAGCCAUGUGCAUCUGUGAUAGGCUGCCUUCCUGUCAUGGAUAUCACCUGAAGACAUUUUCCAAACAUUGUGUACAUUUCAGCAGCAAGAAGAAGGUAGUCAGCUGAUCCCAGAGUUGUAGUGGCAGCCUUGCUCUGCUUCAUGAAAUAUGAAAGCCUGUUUACUUAGUAACAAUAACAGUUUGAAAGGCUUCAGGCUGAGAAGUUUAUGUCUGCCAUGGCCUGCUGGACCCCGCGUGGCAGAGGUAGUGAGGCCGUUGACAGCGCGGUAUGCCAGGAAUGGGGCAGGAAGAGAGUCGAGUGGGUACUGAGACGUGCACCCUGCCUUGGAGUGCUUCGUCUGCCCUCAGUCUCAGGUCACAUGGGCUGUUUGUUCUUAGCACUCCAUCAACAGUCUUAGACCCAUGUUUCCUGCUCCAUAAAUAUUUUCCACAUUCCAGGUUGUGGGUUUGAGUUUGGGUUUGGUUGGAUAAGGGAGAUAUGCCUUUUCUUUCCCCACUUUGGCUUUUUAUGGCCUCAUUCUUUAUAAUCUUAGGAAUAGAAGGGCUUAAAAUCAGUAAAAAGGAGUGAAUAUGAAGUUGUCCACGCUUUUUCCUAGGACACAUUUUUCCUCGUGCAUACUCGUAUGUACACAUGCAUACACUCAGUAUUUUCUGUAAUCUAAGACAUCAUAGACGAUAACUCAGUAUUGACUUAAUAACAGUUUUUCAAGAUAAAACAAUGUGCUCAUCCUUUGUAAAUCUCUUCCACAUCUCAGAAAUAUUAGUGUGAAAACAUCUUAGAAUAAAAUUAAUGUGGUGUACAAAUGUAGCAUAUAUUUUUGAUUUUACUUAAGCUACUGUUGUUUGGAUGGAUUAGCGACACCCCCACCCACACCCCCCUUUAUUCUGGGGGUAAGUGGUGAUGAUAGGGUGGAACGUUUAAAAGUCCAGGAUAUUAGACUAGAAUGACACAGAGAUGCCGUUUAGUCAGGUCUGACACUGAGAGUUAUAAUUUCUUCAAAGCCAGGCAUGUAUCUCUAGGCUGAAAAUGACAAUUUAGACAUCCUUCAAUUGAAAUCUCUCAGCUAGGUGUACUCCCAUUUCAGAAUAAGUAGGCCUAUAGCCAGUCUCUCAGUUCUGAUUUCGAGAUCUCCCUGGUGGUGCUUAUUAUCUGCAGGGUUACUUUAGAUUUUAAACAAAUUUUUAAUUUUCCAUCGUAUAUCAUAGGUAGAGGGGAGAUGUUAUAAAAUUAAGUGAGUACUCAGAAUGUCACCACUAAAAAAAGUAAGAAAUAACUGGUGUAGACAUUUUAGUCCAUUUGUAGGAAAUUGCCUAUUCUCAAAUAGGUAGGUCAAGUGCAGAAAGAACCUCUACUUUAGAUAAAAUUUUCUCUCUGCACUUGGCUUUCUCUCUAUUAGGACAGGUGGCCAAGAACUGCCCAAAUUUUAACAUCCUGCUGUCUUUUCACUAGUGGUUUUUCAGCUAUAUGUAUUAAGAUGUAUUUGCUUAUAAUGGAUGUCAAACUCACAGCUAUGAAUACUUUUAGAAUCAGAAGACCUUUAGAAAAUAAAGUACAACUCUUUCCUUUGUAGUUGAAGAAAAUUAGAGUGUUAGGUGAUUUGCCCAAGGUAAUACAGCCCAUUAAUGUCAGGUGGAGGGCAGGUUUGGAACCAGGUCUCCAGACUCCCCAGCACGUACGCCUUUUACUGGCAUAGAGCAAGUUGGUGUGCUCGCAGCAGUUGACUUGCUCUUCUGCUUCUGAACUUCUGUUUUCAUUUGGGUACCUGGUGGAAUGCUGGGUAAUAAGAGAGUCAAACCUGACUUUAUUUAACAAAAGAAAAAGACCGUAUUCUGAAGUGUCUGGAGCUAUGUGACAUAAAUGGCAAAGGUGGUGACUUUUCUCCUUUCCUCAUUGACUGAUUACCCUGUUAGAAAAGAAAAGUAUCAAACUUUCGUGAACGUUUUGAAGAACUUUUCAAUCAGCCUAGCAAAGGGAAACAUCUCAAGCAACUCUAAUAGAGUAAGAGUGGGUUGUGGAGAUGUAGGUACUUAUUUCCAUGUGGACCUGGACUUAAUGAUUCCUGGUCACUGCACCCAAGUGUGCACAGACGCACUUUGUAUUUGGGCAAGCAGAACCGCCCCUGUCAUCAGCAUUUCAUAAACACAGAAGUCUCAGGUCCGAGAGAGGCCCCAUGACGUACUCUUGGAAUAGAGCCAAGCCCACAGCUCUUUUGUAGUUAUUCUGCACAGUCUGCAUCGGCCAGGCAGACAAGCAGCCUGGGCUGCCAUUUUCUCAGCUCCCCCCGCCUGGGCCCUGGACAGGUUGUAAGGCUUGUAGCUCGCUGGGGAAGGCACCUGUGGUUAUACCUAUGCCAUUCCUUCGGUUUCCUUGAGGGUACUGUUAAUCAUUUUAUUAAGGGUUACAUGACUUGGGGGCUGGGGUCCAAAGGGACUGGUCCAAAGAGAAACCCAUGAGCUUGUAUUGAUGUCAAGGUGCUCUUGACAGAGAAGGAAGGAAGUGUGACUGAGCCAGGUUUCCUGUUCCUUAUACCAGGGUUACCCUCUGAGGGGAUGGCGGGGCAGGUGGCAGGUGGAACUGCAGGACCAGCUAAGGGUAGACUGACGCGCACUGAGGUUUGUACGUGUCAGGCCCAGUUUGGCUGUAGGGCAUUUGCACACACACGGUCAGUUUAUCAUAAAAUUCCACUGACUUCAAUAUUUGCCUUUUUUCCUGGGAUCUCAGUGUCUGAAAUGUUUCAGGCCUUUAAAAAAAGGUGACCUGAGAAAGCUGGCUUCGGGAUAGAACGUUCAGCAGAUUAGCAAAUGGAACUUCAACUCGAAGAAUGCCAUCUGACCAGAGGCAGCAAAGGCAUCACUUCAGUCUCUGGGGACCAAUAAUCCUGCAGGCCUCCAGAGCCCUCCUGGUGUCAUUCAGCUGCAGCAGUGCCCUUACAGAUACUCAUUAUGACCAUGUGUAUCCCCGAAUAGCUGUUAGAUGAGGCUCGUUUUUUCAGUUGAGAGCCAGAGAAGUGUAUGAAAUAUAAAAUUUUAUGCAAACGUUAGGCUCCUUUUCAAGGGUUAAUUUAAGCGUUUUGAAAAUUCACACGGUGCUCCUGGCAGUUAUGGGGCAAAGUGGCGUCCCUACCUUGGGAGCACCUGAUUGAUCUUCCUUAGAACCCUCUAGUACUUGUCUUGUAGGCUUUGAUUUCCCCCCCCCCCCUUUUGGCCUUGCCUUUGGCGCCUCAGCAUGUUUAUUCAUCACCUUUGGGUAAAUCUGUAAACAUUGAAGCCACCUCUCAGCUGGUACUCAGUGUCUUAGCCUGAAGCUUCCCUUGACCUUCACUCUCUGUCUGAACUCUGAAUGACAGCUGGGGAGAGUGCUCUUUUUACUCUGAUGUCACCAUUUUGUUCCUGUUUUGAUGGAGUCUGGGCCUGGGAUAGCUUGCAUAGACCUUGUGCAAGCAGCCAGGACCCUUGACAUGUUUACUGAGUGUGAAGCCCUGCCCCCACCAUCAGGGCCUGUCCCACACCAGGGGCCUGACCAUUUCUCCAUCUGUACUGGGGAAGCCUCAGAACCAGCUCAAAGGAGUUGGGAGUUGCGGUCGUUGAUAAUUGCCCUUUAGAUAGUUACCUGGGUCACACAUUUCUCCUAAAAUGUGAAAAAAAAAAAACCCCACGCUCCUACGCAUUUUAUUGUACCCAAGUGUCAUGUGUUUGUAUACGUAUAUAUUUUUUAACUAAGAAGAAAAAUAACCCUGCCUUUGUAACGCAAUCCUUUUAACAAAUUGUUUAUUGUUGUAUCCAGGUAACAAGCAUGGAUCAGACUGCAAAGGAUAAGGCCCUGCAGCACAUGGCCGCCAUGUCGUCAGCCCAGAUCGUAUCAGCCACUGCCAUUCACAACAAGCUGGGGCUGCCAGGGAUCCCACGCCCCACCUUCCCAGGGGCGCCGGGGUUCUGGCCGGGAAUGAUACAAACAGGACAGCCUGGAUCCUCACAAGACGUCAAGCCCUUUGUGCAGCAGGCCUACCCUAUCCAGCCAGCGGUCACAGCCCCCAUUCCAGGGUUUGAGCCUGCGUCAGCCCCAGCUCCCUCGGUCCCGGCCUGGCAGGGCCGCUCCAUUGGCACAACCAAACUCCGCCUGGUGGAGUUCUCAGCUUUCCUCGAACAGCAGCGAGACCCAGACUCGUACAACAAACACCUCUUCGUGCACAUUGGGCAUGCCAACCAUUCUUACAGUGACCCAUUGCUCGAAUCCGUGGACAUUCGUCAGAUUUAUGACAAAUUUCCUGAAAAGAAAGGUGGCUUAAAGGAACUGUUUGGAAAGGGCCCUCAAAAUGCCUUCUUCCUCGUAAAAUUCUGGGCGGAUUUAAACUGCAGUAUUCAAGAUGAUGCCGGGGCUUUUUACGGCGUGACCAGUCAGUAUGAGAGUUCUGAGAAUAUGACAGUCACCUGUUCCACCAAAGUUUGCUCCUUUGGGAAGCAAGUAGUAGAAAAAGUAGAGACGGAAUAUGCAAGGUUUGAGAAUGGCCGAUUUGUAUACCGAAUAAACCGCUCCCCGAUGUGUGAAUAUAUGAUCAAUUUCAUCCACAAGCUCAAACACUUACCAGAGAAAUAUAUGAUGAACAGUGUUUUGGAAAACUUCACAAUUUUAUUGGUGGUAACAAACAGGGAUACACAAGAAACUCUCCUGUGCAUGGCCUGUGUAUUUGAAGUUUCAAAUAGUGAACAUGGAGCACAGCAUCAUAUUUACAGGCUUGUAAAGGACUAACCGUGGUUAUUUAUAUAUAUAGAUAUCUGUAUAUACACACACACAUAUGUGCACACACACACACACUCUCUCCAUGAUCGAACGACUGACUGUAAACCUCACCACACAGGGGUGCUGCCCUGGCCCUGAGGUCACCCCAACUUUUCUAAAUCCUGUUUGACUGAAGUCAUUUUUUCAUGUGUUCAUACUCAUUAUAGCUGUGAAGUUCUGGUACAGUUGUAAAAAGAGAAAUCGAGUUGUUUCUGUGUGUUAUUCAGAUCCACAGCCCACAAUUCCUCAGAAAGGUGAACCUUAAGAACCCAAGUCUCUGUCUGCAGAGACCUGUUUCUCGUUGUGGUAGAAAAAAAAAUUAAGACAGAGCAUUUACCAUUGGACAUUUACAGCCUUUAUACAAAUGUAUUUAGUGUUUUUUUUUUUCCAACAUAAAAUUCUUGUUUUAAGAUACAAGUAAAAUUAAUCUUUAAAUAUAAAUGUAAAUUAGUACACAAAACUAAGAAUCUUUAGACUUAUCUUUGUAACAAAUUAGGGUGGAAGUUAUGAAAGAAUGUAAUUCACUAAAUUAUUUUUUAAAUGAAACUUUUCCUUCUUUUUGAAACCAAAUGUUAAAAUAUAGCCUUAAGAAAUGCUUGGUAGAAAUAUCCUAAUGAGACAAAUUUGUACUUUUUUCCUCGAGGUUAAAACUAAUCUCCUAAUCCAUUAAACUCUUGAAACAGCUAUUACAGAGGAAGAAAACUUCACCCCUUAUCCUUAACAUAUAUAGUAUAUUUAAAAAAUAUAAAAUUGUAUUGUACUAAUGUGAUGAUUAUUUAAUGAAAAAGAAAAGAUGGCUCUUUUUGCAAUAAGUAGAUAAAUACUGAAAAUCUAAACUUACAAUGUUUAUAGUCUUGUGUGUGCAGUUAUAUUUUAUAUGGACAACCAAAUUUUUUAUUAAGAUGAGUAAAUAUUUGAACCACUGAAAUUUAAUAACAAAAAUUUAAAAUUGGGAUGAAUACUGCACUGUGAGCUGCAAAUUAUAGAAAACCCUGUGGCUGGGAGAAAUUUCAUCAACCAAACUCAUAAAAGGCUCAUCAGUUUUAGGAUCUCUGCUCCCCAGAAAAUCACAAGCAUGCUCACCAGCCUGUGGGUAAAUUAUUUCUGGUGAUCCAAUAUGCAUAUUAACCUGCCGUAACUAUAUGUGUACGUGUGUGUUUGUGUGUACAUAUAUACACAUAUACAUAUAUAGUUAUUCAACACAUAUUUAUUGAACAUCUAUUCAGUGUCACUCAGUUUUCUAGGUGCUGAUAUGUGUGUAUUUCUCAAGUCUGUGUCCGUAGAUCUAGGUGUAUUCGCUAAGGACACGCGUUUCCUUGACAUCUCUCAAUAAGUCACAAUGCUUAUUUGACUGAGGUUGAAGAGGCUCAGCUAUCUAUCUCUGCCCUUUCCAAACAGGCACAUUUGGGAGGUUUUCUUCCUAGGAGGAAUUCAACUUUCCAACCCAAAUAUUCCAAAGCAUUGUCCAGGCAGUCUGUUUGAUGUGGCCACAUGUCUUGGGUUAUUUCCAUAAGUGCUUCAUUGGGAAGGGGACAGGGCAUACUCCCCAACUUCCUGGAGGAAAGUGACGUUUUUUAUAAUUGUCAGGAAUAGGUUAACACUAUUAGAACAUAAAAUGUUUUGUAAGUUGUGAAACAUGUCAAGACUUUUACGUCAAGCCAGAAAAUGAAAACUUUGUUCUGUCACAUUCAAAUAACCUACACACCCACUUCCCUGUCCCACCACCUGCUCUGACCCUGCUUAUAUAUUGAUUAGUAUCUGGUGGUCAUGAGGGUGUGGCUGGCUCAUGGCAAACAGAAGAACCAAGCCUGACCUCUCCCAAACCCAUGACCCUGGUCACUGGGAAGACCAAAGGAGAGAGCGCAGAACUUUCCCCUUUUGGAACACACAUCCCUUACAUAAGCCAGUAGCAUGGUGUGUAUCUUCCCUACGUAAAGAGACUACAGUUUGUUCCCUGAUUCCAGGUGGACCUUUGAAGAAUUGCCCUAGUGGCCCACCCUUCUAUCUGGUCUUCGGCCCAAGCAUUAAGCUUCUUCCUUGGUCAUAUAUUUAUGACUUCUCUUGGUCACCCCUCUUAGGGAUGCUUCUUUGGCUCCCAUCUCCUGUGUCUUUACUCAAGGUGUUACCCCCAGUCUCUCAGGACCAAGGGGCGCAAAUGAUCUUAUGUGGCUAAAAGCCACGCCAUCCCAGAACUUCAGGGCAAGAGGUAUUUGGUUCACGCUUUCUCCCAGGAAUGGGGCUCUUCGGUACUGCCAGGAGGGCUCUGAGGAUUUACUUUUUUCAGAGCGCAAAUAGAUCGAGACCCAAGAACACCAGCUAGAGGGUAGUUCUUCUGGCUGCAGAGAAGGGCAUACCCUGGUCUGCUGAACUCACAGAGUUAGGCUGGGCCCUCUGAUGCUUGCCUCUUCCUCCGAAUGCCUUUGUAGUUGAGUUUGGGGGUUUACAUGGAUGAACUUGAGGAUUGCUCUUUGCUCUUAAAACAAGUUUACUUCUUGUCUUGUCCUUCUAAAGAUUUCUCCAGGGCAGAUAUUCUCCCUGUCUUAACCACUGGUCCAACCUCUUAGCCCUUUCUCUGUCACUCCCAAAUUAGACCCUGGGAUUAGAUUUGUGUUAGAACAUCGAAUCCAAGUCUGUUUUUGGUCCUUCACCCUUUAUGGCAGAGUCUCCUCCCUUCGUAAAGCUUUCUGUACCAUAAAGAAGCCUUUCCAGAGCUCUGUCCUCACUGCUCUUUGCUGGGUGCUCUAUCUCCUGGUUGACCCUCCACUACCAGGAUCGAUUCAGGGACAUCUUGUGCUUUCAUUGGAGAGUUCAGAGGCCACUUUCCGCAGCCUAAAUAGGGAGAAGUUGAAGAACUGGGCUUUGGUCUCUUGGUAUUCAUUUUCAUCUUAGCAAGAGACCUAAAUAAAGUUGGGGCUUUUCCAAAACAUGUCCUAGAAUCCCAGAACGUCUAAGCUACCAUAGGCCAGGGUUUCUCAACCCUUUCUCGACACUGUUGACAUUUGGACCGGAUAAUUCUCUGUGGUGCAGGGCUGUCCUGUGCAUUGUAGGAGGUUUAGCAGCAUCCCUGGCCUCUGCCCACUAGAUACACCUUUCCCCAGUUGUCACAACCCAAAACGUCUCCAGACAUUGCCAAAUGUGCCAUGGGGCACAGAACUGCCCCUGGUUGAGAACCAGUGCCCUGCAUCUGACAGGUCACAAAUGCCAUAUUUGAGGUUUUCUUUCUCCUUCCAUUUUACCCUGAGAAAGCUUCUCUCUUGGGAGCCUUGUCUCAGGCCAUCAAGAGACAGGUAGGAAUAUUACUCAAAUGAUAUUGUGUCCAUGUUUCUUCCUGUUUCAGAACUUCUAUUUCACAACAGAAUCUCUCUGCUACAAGUAUUCUUUCCUUCCUCCCUGGGAAAGUUGGGGACAGCUGGCCACCAUCAUCCCUAUAAUCAACUCACACCUAUUUAAAGAGCAUUUCUGAUUUGCUCUUCGUUGCUUAUUUUAUCAGGUUAAAGAAAAUCCCACCCAUUUUUAUGAUUUCUCCUAAGGUUAUAGUUCUCAUUAUCAAACCUUUAAUCAUUUCAGUACAUUUCCUCUGGUCUUCUACUUUUAGCCUUGCACUCAUUGCUUUUUUGUAGAAUUUACAGAGACCUCUGGGACAUUUCAUCUUUAAGGAUGGUGGAGAGAGGGAUUCAUUUCGGAAGAGGGCUGAUCGAAUUUUCCUUUAUCGAGCUUUAGGAAAGCACAGUCUUCAGGCAUACCUCAGAGCUAGCGCGGGCUCAGUUCCAGAGCACCACAAGAAAGCAAAUAUCACAGUAAAGCGAGUCACACAGUGCAUAUAAAAGUUAUGUUUACCCUAUAUUGUCGUCUAUUAAGUGCAAUAGUAUUAUGUCUAAAAAAAAAUCAGUACACAUACCUUAGUGAAAAAAUAUUGCUAAAAAAUGCCGGAACAAUUACAAUAGAAACUUGAAGGUCACCAUAAAAAAUAUGAAAAUAAUAAAAAAGUUGAAUUAUUCUUCAAUUAUUAAUUAUUGCGAGAAUUAUCAAAAUGUGACACAGAGACGUGAAGUGAGCAAAUGUUAUUGGAAAGUGAUGCUGGUAGACUCGUUUGCCUUAGGGUCGCCACAAACCUUCAAUUUUUAAGAACUGCGAUAUCUGUGAAGCACAAUAAAACGAGGUAUGCCUGUGACCUCCAUUUUGUAGAUGAGAAAGUUGAGGCCCAGAGGGGAGAUGACUUGCCCAAAGUCACCCAGCUGGUCAGUGACAGAUUAAGAGUAAGGCUCUGGGACUCCUGACGCUUAAUCCUUGGCCUCUUGGCGGGGGUCGUUCCUCUCUGGUGCUCAGGGCGGAAGAGAGAGGGAGGUUAAGACCCCCUUCCUCUGCCAGAGCGGCAGCAUCUCCUGGUGGUGACGCUGCUUCUCUCCCUGGAGCGUCAUGUCUGGGAGGCAUGCGCGAGCAGAUAGGAAAGCUGAUGAGCCUUUUGCUUACCCUGAGGACAGUUCACCUGCCACAGGCUCUGAGUCAAAUUUCUCUUCACAAAGCAUCCCAGCAGCAAAGUCCCACGCUCGGACCAGCCAAAAAACAGCCCCCGUGCCCAGAACUUGGUGUUACAAACCCAAGUCUUCUCUAGGUCUCAAGACUCUAGUGGCUUUUGCAGUUUGUUUUUGUACAAACGUAAGUUAUUUAAAUCACACAAGAUGACAGUCAACUUUUCAAACCAGGUACCGAUAACUUGUAUGAUUUUUGUCUAUGCUCUGGUACACUACACCUGUUCUAACGAAGGGUAGAACCAAUUUUGUGUGUUGGUGUUCACACCUGUGACAUUAAGAGGAUACGUCUGCAUUGCUUCUUUCUUUCUGUUGAUGUUUCUGUGGCAAAACCCUGCACAUGUCAUUUCUGAAAAGCCUUAAAUCUUUGCGAUGUUGCGUGUAGGGUUUGCAGUGCAGAAGGCUGCCUCGGAACUGUGAGCCCUUUUGUAAGCUGGAAGCAUUUCUCUUACUACUGUUAACUUUUGUAGGAAGUUUUCAAUUCAGAGCUGCCAAAGCGUUCAGUAAGCAGUGCCUUAGUGAUACUUAGUCGUGCCGCCAGCCUUUUCUCACACCAGUUCUCGAUGUCCCUUUACUGAUCGGCAUGGUAUUUAAAAUAGAGCAAGCAAGCGUUGUUUUCAUUUUUGUUUUGUAAGCCCAUUUUUCUCCAGUUCUAUUGGAAACUGACUUCUUGGUCUGAAAUCUGAAAUGAACAGAAGUCAGUUCAUUGACCACACUGUCAAAUGUCUAUACCAAAAUGGAAGGUUUUGCAACUUCGUAGUUUACUAUGAAAAGCAAAUUGUAUACUUUUAAUGUUGCCUUUUAAAUUCAUGACCAAAUACUUAGCUAUUUGUGAAUCUUCUGCACUCUAGCAUGAAAGUGCCUUUGGUUUGAGAUUCCAGCUUAGAAAAGUGCUGCCAUAAUCACGAUAAUUUGUAGAGAGACCAAAAAUAUUCUGAGAUCACCGUAAUGCCUUUGGUUUACUGGGAUAGUAACCAACCACAGGCCUCCAUUCACAAGAGCACGACGCGGACCCUGCCUGCUGCGCGGUCUGUCUGCCGUGGGGGAGCCCCUGCCACCCAUGCCCCCGGGGCGCACAGCGGCAGGAGGGCCCCCAGGAACUGGUGUGUUUGUGCGCCGUGACCCCAUGCGCCAUCUCCGCCCGUCACCCAGCCCUGUGUCCGCCUGAGGGAACUUGCACACAAACCGCAGACUCUCGGCCGGUGGACAGAUUUGUCCUUCUUAUGCUCACGUUCAGUCUGUGGAGGCCUGCCUUUCCACUCAGACGACAGCGCGCACUUCCGGUUUACGCAGUGAUACCGUUCUGAAAGUUGGAAGCCUCAAACUGAGAUGACAGUGCAGAACAAAAAAUGGGUUAGGGUCAUUACAAUUGAAGUGUUCUUCUUAGGGCGAAAAUGUUGACUCUGAGUGUUGUCUGAAUGCGCUAUGAGAAACUUCCAAAGAGCACCACUCACGAUUCGGAAUUUUCGAAGAAUGUUCCAGCCCUCCAAAGGGCAACUCUUUAGAGUCCGUGCUGGCUUUUAUCAAAACCUUGUGUAAAUUGGGAAAAUUGAUAGAGGGGAGGAAAAGGAGUGAAAAGGAUGAGAAGGCAAAAAACACGAGCCAAACAAAAGCCAGGACAAAAAGACUUUUCUUUAACCAAUAUAGACUUUACAGUGACAUUAGACAUCUUUGAAAGUUAGCCUCUGAAUGCGAUGGUCCGUCUGUCUCUACCUGGUGUCUUUAAGAAUACCCUCUUUGGGCUGUCUGAAAUUUCAGGAGUGAUUUCUAUCCACACCAAGUUGUGAGUAUUCGUAGAAAUUUCUACAAGAAACAAAAAAAGUUAAAUGAAAAGGAAAAUUGCUCAGCACAAGUUAUAGUUAGCUGCUUGAAUUCAGCCCCUCCCUGUCGUGGCAGGACUACACCACAACUUGGAAGAAAUUAAUCAAAUGUUUGUUUUCCUGUUUCCCUUUUCAACUGUUACUGUGCUUUCUUUGGCAAUAGUUUUCUCUCAUUAACUCAUUACUUAUAUCCUUAAGAAUGAAGGUUUUGUGUUUAAAAUUGCAUUGCAAAGGAUAGUUUCACUGAAGUCAUGCACCAUUAAAUAAGAUGAAAUAUUUGUCUUUAUUGUUCUACUUCCUAAGCCGUAAACUUGUUUUAUUCUCUGUGAAUUUGCAUUGAGUCUGUUAUAUGCCCCACUCCAUCAUUUUAGCAUUUGAAAUAGCAUUUACGUUCCCUCUCGUUCAUCAUGAAAUGGGGGCAGAUUCCAGGAGAUUCCACUUCUAUCAUGUUGGCUCUCUGUUGUCUGCCUUCCAUUAUGAAAUUGUCUCCCCUUCCCCUUUUUCUGAAAGAGGCUGACAGAAUCUAGGUGUAAAUCAAUUGGAAACCAGUCUCUGGUUUUCUCCCUCCCUCCUUCCCUCGGUCCCUCCCUCCUUCCCUCGGUCCCUCCCUCCUUCCUUCCUUCCUUCCUUCUCUUUUCUUUUUUGCAUCAGUCAUUUUCUGUGAUUAGUUUCACCGUGUAAAUUAGAUAUUAACUGCACUUCUUUAAAAAAAAAAAAACCAUCUCCCUGUUACCUCCUUGAAAGAGUCACUUCUGUAGGCCUUUUUCAACAGGCUCAUGACUGCAGAUAAGGAAAAAAAAAAAAAGUAAAAACAAAAACUAUGUGCCUAAAAAAAUGACAAAAAAAGUUUUGUAACAUUUAAAAAAGAAACCUGAAUAGCCUUUAAUUCUUUAAUAUGCUUAAAUUUUAUGUAAAUCGGUUUUUUGCCACGUGUGUUUGUUCACAUUCUAAAUGGCUUAAUGGGAUUCUCACAGUCUGUCUUCGAGUCACGUGUAUGAAAUGGGCUUGUGACGUAAGCGUUUCAUCUGGUCAGUGGUUCCUUUGAUAUUGUACUGCUGCUGUGAGUGGGCUGGGGAGCCUGCCUUUAGGCAGUAAGGUUCCUCUUGGGUAGAUUGGAGAGAUGGGGGGAUGGGGGCAAAUUCUCACAUACGUUUUCAUAACCUGUUUGCAGAAACUUUGAAAAGGCGUUUGGUUAAACCUCUUGGCAGUACAGUAUUCUUGUAUUUGUUAACGUCUGUGUUUAGGUACUGGUACCUUUUUGUUUAAAAAUGUUCUAAGUGUUGGCUUUAAAGUGAAUUUAUCUUUAGUAUGAUAGUUAUAUGAAAAUUAUAGGGUUUGUGUGCAGAGAAUUUUUUUAUAAAGUGCUUUGUAUAAAAAAAAAUGUAUUCUAGCUUUCGCGGUACAUAUGUGUGAUAACUGUAAUAUCCAUGACAGUUAAGUGCAAUUAUUUCAUCACUCUAAAAAUGCUAUUUUUGUGUCAGUUCCUGCAGGUGUUUUCAUGUCUUUGCAAAGUGACACAUUUUGAUGCCUUCUUGAUAAAGUGGUAGACAUUUUGUAGCUUUCUAGAAACUUUGUAUUCAUACGGUAUCAAUGAAAAAUAAAGAAAAUGAAAGUGUG